AUAAUAGGGUAUAUGCGCAUGAUUCAAAUAACGAUAAUUUUUUUUCAUAUAAUCUCUUUUCCUUUAGAUUUAUAAAUCUAUCAAUAAUUUUCAAUAUAAUUUUGUUUUGAAUAAGAAAAUAAUUAUUGCAAAAUGCACAAAAUAAGCGGGAAAUUCAAAUUAGUUGAAACGCAUUGCUAUUGGUCAGAGUAGUUUGUGACGUCAAAGUCUAUAAUAACAAAUAUCAACAAGUGCUAUUGUUGAAUGCUUGCAACGAAAUUCAGUUUUUUUGUGAUUUUGAGUUGAUAUUGAAGUGAUAUUGUUUCGUAAAAGAGUGGCAGGAAAGUCACAGGAAAUGACUGAUAUUGGUUACGUCAAGGCACAAUCGGACAAUCUUCCAAAAAUUGAUGUGUUUAUGAUGAACGCGUAUUUCACAUCAAAUUCGGAUUUUACGUCUACUGAAAUAAAAGGAGUGAAAGCAGCAAGAUCUGCACGAGAAACAUAUGGAGAUUCUGCAGUUGGAUAUGUACAAGUGAAACGGGAGGGUAAUAUAUGCACUGUGAAGGCUCGAAUAACUCCAGAACACAAUGUCCGACAGAAGUGUUAUUCUGUAACACUUGUGUGUGAUGAGGCUGAAGAAACUGUUUUAUCAGUACAAUGUGAAGACUGUGCAGCUCACAAGGGAGGGUGUAAACAUGCCAUUGCCUUUUUAGCCUGGGUACAUAGACGCAGUGAAGAGCCACCUUCCACCAGUAUUGAAUGCUACUGGAAAAAGUCAAAAUUGUCAUCAGUGGGCACAAGUCUUAAAUUUAUUAAGGCGAAGGAUAUGUGUGACAUACCCAAGAAGCAGCCACAACCUGUAUGCGAUGCUAAUAUAGCACAGGCUUCAACUUCUAGCGGGGAAAGUUUCUUGUCUCUUUUAAUAAAAUAUAGUAAAGAAGUUGGUGACACAGACAAUCAACUGACGAAAUAUUAUAAUGAACCCAGCGAUAUUGAAAAACUAUCCAUUCAUUAUUUGGUUAGUAUGGUGCAGGAGGACAAACCAAAGACCCCUCAAGAGUUUAUUGACUAUUGUAAGAAACAAAUGCAUACAAAAAUGUGUAAUGAAGCUGCACAAGCAAUAUAUUGA
Molecule: messenger RNA, 1108 nt
Organism: Spodoptera frugiperda (fall armyworm)
Lineage: Eukaryota; Metazoa; Arthropoda; Insecta; Lepidoptera; Noctuidae
Exons: 3
Coding region: 335-1108 (257 amino acids)
Source: RefSeq, a predicted model, not a curated record